Anneissia japonica is the source of this 644-nucleotide messenger RNA. RefSeq lists its product as uncharacterized. The record is from RefSeq and is a predicted model, not a curated record. NCBI's taxonomy places the organism in Eukaryota, Metazoa, Echinodermata, Crinoidea, Comatulida, Comatulidae. The transcript has 2 exons. Bases 146 to 454 code for a protein of 102 amino acids.
AUUUCGAAACCACCGCGGCCCAGGUCAUGGUCAUUUCGAAACCCGGACUUAAAACCAUGACAUUUCGAAACCCGGAAACAAUAUUUCCCAACUGUACGUUUUGUAUACCGUACGUUUAUCAUCAAGCCAUGGUAUCAGAUUCAUCAUGGAGUUGAUCAAGACCACACGUGGCGGUUAUAAACUCUGUUUUGAAGGGUAUACGUAUACCAAAGUGAAAGAGAAUCGAAUCACCAAACACUGGAAGUGUUCUGGUCGUCAUAAAUACAACUGUUUGGUAACGAUCAAAACGGACGUUAAUGUUUCUAGAAUAUUGAACGAAAAAAAAUACGACGACGCUCAUACACAUUGCCCAGACUAUGUCGCGAUCGAGGCGCUGAAGGUUCGAAACAGUAUAAAAGAAGAUUCGCGUACGAACAGACCGUCAGUGAUGGCGCCACCUUUAGCGAGGGGAUGAGGGGAUUUCCCCAAUUUUCCCACUGAAAGAAGUUACAACACACGUCAUCAAUUAAUACUUCCGGAGGAAGGAUGUCAAACAACACACGUCAACUUCUGAAUCAAAACCUAAUAGAUUCAUUCGAAUGUUAAUUUACUUUAAACAGUUGGGUGUAGUACGGUAGUGUUUAGCAUUUUCAUCCCUUUUCUUC